AUGUAUGCAAAACACCUGUACGAAUGUGGCUUAUAUGAUGAUGCUGCAGAAUGGCUCAACGUUUUUCUAACACUGUUUCGACAGGAACACUUGGAUAAGUUGUACAUGUAUGCAAAGCACCUGUACGAAUGUGGCUUAUAUGAUGAUGCUGCAGAAUGGCUCAAUGUUUUUCUAACACUGAAUCCACUUACUAGCAAGGAUGAUUUGAGUUCUCUAUGGGGAAAACUUGCAGCAGAAAUCCUAACAAAGAAUUGGGAAUUUGCUAUGGAAGAUCUGAGAAGCCUGAAGAAGGCUAUUGAUAAUAAAUAUAUCAACAUGACACAACAUUCUAUUAGGCUGAAGGCACGACUGAUCCACUGGUCUCUGUUUGUGUUUUUUAACCAUCCAGAAGGCAGAGAUAACAUCAUCAAUAACUUUCUCUACCAACCAGAGUAUCUUAAUAUUAUCCAAACCACAUGCCCACACAUCCUUAGAUACCUGACCGCAGCUGUCAUCUUCAUCAAAGAUGCAAGAAAAUGUGGACGAGUCCUUAAAGAUUUAAUCAAGGUUAUCAAACAGGUGUCUUACUCAUACAAAGACCCUAUUACAGAGUUUGUAGAAUACUUGCAUGGCAGCUUUGACCUCAGCACUGCCAAGAAAAAGCUAAAAGAAUGUGAACCGGUGCUUGUCAAUGAUUUUUUCUUGGAGGGAUGCUUUGACAAAUUCAUGGCCUAUGCUUAUUUUCUUAUUCAUGAAACAUUUCAACAUCAUCAUGAGCGUAUCAUCAACCGAACCAGGAAAGAACAGCAGAAUGAGUACAGGAGGGAGGUAUUGAUACAAGGCCAGAAACAGAACAGAAUGGAAAAGAGCACCACCACUGCCCUAAUGUCAUUCAGAGACACAGUAAACAACCAGAGAAACAAUGGAACAUUUGUAUCUGCAACCUUUCUGGACCUCUCUAAGGCACUUGGCACAGCUGCACACGAGAAACUCAUUAAUGUUCUUUCUGACCUAAAUCCCAGUGAACAUACUAUUGCUUGGUACCAAAGCUAUCUGUCAGGUCGACAGCAAGCAUUUCAGUGGCAGAAAGACCCUUCCCCACUACUUCCAGUUACUCUAGGUACUCCCCAAGGCUCCAUCCUUGGACCCUACUUUGUCUGUUUUUACUAA
Molecule: messenger RNA, 1149 nt
Organism: Protopterus annectens (West African lungfish)
Lineage: Eukaryota; Metazoa; Chordata; Ceratodontiformes; Protopteridae
Product: eukaryotic translation initiation factor 3 subunit E-like
Exons: 9
Coding region: 1-1149 (382 amino acids)
Biological process (GO): translational initiation
Cellular component (GO): nucleus; cytoplasm; eukaryotic translation initiation factor 3 complex
Molecular function (GO): protein binding; translation initiation factor activity
Source: RefSeq, a predicted model, not a curated record